GUCAACACAGAGAGCCUUGCAGAUAAAACACACUCCUAUUCGAACUACAUUUGAACAUUAAUACAGUACUGACGGGCCAACGACGUCAUGAAGUGUUUCAUCCUUCUGCUCUUAGGCAUAAGCCUUCAUGCUACAUGUGCAGCUACGCAUUCACUGCGUUAUGUGUACACUGCGACCUCCGGAAUACCAGACUUCCCAGAGUUUGUGACUGUUGGGUUGGUGAAUGGAGAGCCCGUGUCAUAUUAUGACAGCGUCAGCCGCAGAGAAACUCCCAGACAGGAGUGGAUAAAAGAAGCAGUUGGCCCUGAUUACUGGAAUAGAAACACUCAGUCCUCCAUUGGUGCCGAGCAGACCUUCAAAGCCAACAUUGAUAUUGCCAAGCAUCGCUUCAAUCAUACUGGAGGUGUGCACAUUGUCCAGAACAUGUACGGCUGUGAGUGGGAUGAUGAGACUGGAGUCACAGAGGGGUUUGAUCAGUUUGGAUAUGAUGGAGAGGAUUUCAUAGCAUUUGACCUGAAAACAUUGACAUGGAUCGCUACAAUGCCACAGGCACUUGUCACCAAACACAAGUGGGACAGUGACAAGGCUUUCAAUGAGCAGAACAAACACUACUUAAUGCAGACCUGCAUUGAGUGGCUGAAGAAGUAUCUGGACUAUGGGAAGAGCACUCUGAAGAGGACAGUUCCUCCUUCAGUGUCUCUGCUCCAGAAGACCCCCUCCUCUCCAGUGACCUGCCACGCUACAGGUUUCUACCCCAGUGGAGUCAUGGUGUUCUGGCAGAAAGACGGACACGAUGAGCAUGAAGAUGUGGAGCAUGAAGAGACUCUCCCCAACGAUGAUGGAACAUUCCAGAAAAGCACCCACCUUACAGUGACGCCUGAGGAGUGGACGAAGAACAAGUAUCAGUGUGUGGUUCAAGUCACGGGUAUCAUGGAGGACUUCAUCAAGGUUCUGACUGAGCCUGAGAUCAAGACCAACUGGGGAAAGACCAACAUCAGCUUCAUUCCGGCCAACACUUCUGAUGUUGGUUCCAACUCCUCCCACAACUCUGCUCCAAAGGAAUGAGCUUUCUCUCUCACUAAUCAAACAGGAGAGAAGCACAGAAAAGAGAAGAAAGACAGUGAACUCUUCUAUUUUGAGUCAAAGUAAUGUGCACCCAGCCACAGACACCUUUCUCUAAAGCACUAUCUGGUGAUAUAACUAAUAACUGCACAACUAAACUAUACAAUGACAAAAAUUGUGUUUUUUACACUAAAUGGGUCUGAUAAUGGCGAUAUUGGUGUUUAAACUAUACUGAACAAAAAUAUAAACAACAUGCAACAAUUUCAAAGAUUUUACUGAGUUACAGUUCAUAUGAG
This is a messenger RNA of Coregonus clupeaformis (lake whitefish), 1358 nucleotides long. Its product is annotated as class I histocompatibility antigen, F10 alpha chain-like. NCBI's taxonomy places the organism in Eukaryota, Metazoa, Chordata, Actinopteri, Salmoniformes, Salmonidae. The transcript has 7 exons. Bases 88 to 1065 code for a protein of 325 amino acids. Gene Ontology annotation, biological process: immune response. Gene Ontology annotation, cellular component: external side of plasma membrane. The record is from RefSeq and is a predicted model, not a curated record.